AGCAAAUACCACAGCAACCAUUUAUUCAGCCUAAAGUUUUAACAAUUUACAAGUACAAGGCCAAGACUAAAACAGUACACACAAAGAUACUUCAAUUAUUAUACUGAGUACUAAAAGUUUGUUAGCUAGCUGGUUCUAGUCAUGCCUUUUCUGAAGCGUAGCAGUAGCCUGAACAGGCAGAACACAUACCAAGUGUCUAGGAGAGCUGAGCCAGACAAUGCUGAGCGACCUAAAGGAAUGAUCCGAUGCCAUGUCAAGCUACUGGAUGACACAGACUUUAUCUGUGAUGUGGAUAAACAGAGUCAUGGAGAUGUUCUGCUGGAUGAGGUCUUCAAACACCUCGAUCUAGCGGAGAGGGACUACUUCGGUGUGGCCUACAAAGACUCAGAUGUCAUGAAAUGGGUAGACCCAGCAAAGCUCCUGAAGAAGCAGUUCAAGGGUGUCCACACAAUGUUGGUUGAGUUCCGUGUGAAGUUCUACAUGCCUGACCCGGGCAGUCUCCACGAGGAGGUCACUCGAUACCAGUUUUACCUUCAGGUCAAGAAAGAUCUCUACACUACAAGACUUCCCUGCUCGUUUGAGAGUGCCUGCCUACUGGGCUCCUACAUUAUGCAAGCUCAACUGGGUGACUACGACCCAGAUAAACAUGCUCCUGGCUACGUUGCUGACUUCCACCUGAUACCGAAACAGACUCACGACAUGGACGACAGGAUUUCACAGCUUCACCAAUCACUAGCGGGCAAGACUAGUGCUGAGUCAGAGUUCAUGUUCUUAUCCUACUCCAAAAGCCUUGAUUUCUAUGGUGUUGAGUUGUUCCCUGCCAAGGACCAUCACGGAGUAGACUUGGGCCUGGGUAUCACUGGUAAUGGACUCUCUGUCUUUAAGAGCAGGAUUCUCAUCACCACCUUCUCUUGGUUACAUGUGCAGAAGAUCACAUACAAGAGGAAAAGGUUCUACAUUGAGUUACGGUCUGAGAAUGGGAGCCGCCAGCCCAACACAGUGGGGUUUCACAUGGACAGUUAUGACGGCUGCAAACAAUUGUGGAAAAGCUGCAUUGAGUACAAUGCUUUUUUCAGAGUAUCUGAUGUGCGUGCCCCGCCCCCUGCCCGCACAUACAGUUUCCUACGUCGUCCCACAUUCUUGAGGGAGCGGAUGGAGCCACACCCACUGAACGAACUACGGGAAACUGCUCUGGAGCGAUCUAAGAGCCUCAGGGUGUUCAGGCAACGGGAUAGAUUAUCAAAGAAGUCACCUCAACCAGCAGAGUUUGAAGAUGUCCAAAGCAGUAGUGUGAGAAGAGCCCAGAGUCUGGGUCGUGGUGAGACACGUCGGCCUGUGGUGGUCAGGAGAACACAGAUGUCCCCUUCCGAUGACGAGGACUAUGAGGAUAUUGGCUUUCCUGGAGUGGCUAUUUCUAACGACCUCAGUGGCCAGUUCUCUCUUGUACCAGAACCUAAUACACGCAUCUCCCCAAACUUCACCUCCAAUUACAGACGUAUGAGCAACAACGACAACGCGCCAACAGAAUACUACGACGAGCAAGUGGCAGCUGAAGAGGAGGCUGGACAGGUGUGCAUGGAUGACUUGAUGUCAGAGGGUCUGCUACUCAUCAGGAUGUUGGCUGACUCAGUGGGCAGAUACGGGUUCAUCUUCAGAGGUGGUGUUGAUGAAAAUGGUCCCGUUAUGGUCACCAAGGUUACAGAGGGAUCAGCAUCGUCCCUAUGUAACCCGCCACUAGAGGAGGGUGACCAGAUCCUGUACAUCAACGGCAAGACAGUGACAGAGCAGACCCACGAUCGUCUCAUUACUAUGAUAGCGACUAGUAGGGAACAGAGUUCAAGGGAGUUGGUCCUAAUUGUGAAGCCUCGUAACCUGAACAGAAUCAAUCCGGCCCCGGCCAGUCUCUCUGAGUCGAAGCUCGAUGACCCUGGAUACAUGCUCAGGGAGUCUCUGACAAUACUCAAGGAGAGUCUGGUCAACGGAAGGUCACUGCUACACUAUGAUAGACUGUAUCGAAGAAAACCUGGAAUGGCGGCCAUAGCUAGCAAGCUACCUCACAACCUCAGCAAGAACAGAUACAGAGACAUCUCGGCCUAUGAUGAGACUCGAGUGCAGUUGAACGAGGGACCUGACUACGUUAAUGCCAACAAGGUAGACCUGGAGAUCUACACCACUGGACAGAUCAACCACUACAUAGCGGCUCAGGGCCCCAUGCAACACACGUGCAAGGACUUCUGGCAGAUGGUCUGGGAGCAGCACUCUACGCUGGUGGUGAUGCUGACUGGCAUUGUGGAGGAGGGUAAAGUGAGGUGCUGUAAGUAUUGGCCAGACCUGGGCUGCAAACAGGAAUACGGGAAAUACGGUGUGACGAAUCUGUCGGAACAGACCGAUAGGGUGAUUGUCACGAGACAGCUCAAGCUCAAGAAUAGAAUGAGUGGCGAGGAACGUAAUGUGGUUCACAUGCAGUACAUCGACUGGCCAGACCAUGGUAUCCCGGGUAGCAAGUUGGACUUCCUGAGGUUUGUUCAGAGCAUGCGGACACUGAGGGGACAAGUGAAGGGACCAGUGGUUGUCCAUUGCAGUGCUGGAAUUGGUCGUACUGGUGUGUUUAUUCUCAUGGAGACAGCCCUGUGCAAGAUAGAAGUGUUGGAGCCCAUAUACCCUCUAGACGUAGUGCGGAUCAUGAGAGAUCAACGAGGGAUGCUUGUACAAACUCCUAUCCAGUUCCAAUUUGUCUGUGAGAGCAUAGUCAAGGCAUACGAAGAUGACUACGUUGAAAUUGAGAUCCCUUCCUCGAGAGAAAAGAAGAACUCCACUCACCGCUCUCCUAUGAGCUACACAUAGUGAGGACUAACGGACAGUAACUCAAAUCAAUUUUUGUGUGCCACAUUUUAUACCCUUUUUCAUCUGUCAUUUUUUCGAAAUUAACACUCAUAAUUAUUAUUAUCUAUUGUCAAAAUUCAGUGAGUUUUUUUGUAUUGUCAAGCAUG
This is a messenger RNA of Halichondria panicea, 2990 nucleotides long. Its product is annotated as tyrosine-protein phosphatase non-receptor type 4-like. The transcript is spliced from 25 exons. Gene Ontology annotation, biological process: protein dephosphorylation. Gene Ontology annotation, cellular component: cytoskeleton. The record is from RefSeq and is a predicted model, not a curated record. NCBI's taxonomy places the organism in Eukaryota, Metazoa, Porifera, Demospongiae, Suberitida, Halichondriidae. The coding region runs from base 142 to 2844 and encodes 900 amino acids. Gene Ontology annotation, molecular function: protein binding; protein tyrosine phosphatase activity.